GUCUGGUCCAAGUUCUCUUUACCCAUGCUUGCAGUGCCAGCGCCAUUCCAGCCUCAUCUGCCGCCUAAGCCCCCAUGUCUCGCUAAUAUCGUCGCUACAAUGUUGUACGACGCAAUACCUGGCCAGAACUAGCAUCCGCUUGACGGGCGGCUCGGACAGUCGCUUCUGGUUCAGCUCCGCCUACUAGUAUUUCGUUCCUCGAGCCAGCCAGCCAGGCACGCGACACUCUGUUCAGCAUGACUUUCGGAUGUCAAUGUCAGCCUUGAGGAAGAAAGGACAAGAAUGAGACAAAGACACUGACAUUCACAUUCUUUGUCCACGGCAUCGACUUGCUUUAUUUUAUUUUCGACAGCUUGAACCCUACCUUAUGCAUAACUCAUCCAAUCCGUCGACUUGAGUUGCUUUAUUCACUUUCCUCAAGCAACAAAACUACAAUAACCCAGAAUGGCGGAAUGAUGAUUUCCAUGCUGUGCCCCAAUAUCACACCAGACACCUAGGUAUCUUAUCCAUUACACAUCGUAUUAUUUUUUUUUUCUGUGCUUCUCAUGAUGGACUGGUUGAACCGGCAUCUCCAUUUCGCUUCUUUGAGCACCGGCACAGGAACAGCAAGAAACAAGCGCAAGAUUCCAACGAAAGCGCUCUUUUCCUAUGUCGUCGACUACCUGAUCAUCAUAAUCCUGGCCAUCAUCUACGCCGCCCUCGACAAACUAGUCACCCCGUUCUCGCAGCACUUCUCUCUCAACAAUAUCUCCAUUCAAUAUCCAUAUGCAGUGCACGAACGGAUCCCAAUCCACAUCGCUUUGGUCUUAUCAGGCGCCUUUCCCGCGGCCGUGAUUUUGAUAUAUACACUUUUUAUUGACGGCCUGUUUUCCCAUCACCACCAGCGAGCCCGAUCCCGAUUCAACAGAUAUACAUUCACCGACCGCCUAUGGGAACUCAACUGCGGCUGGCUAGGUUUACUGUUAGCCCAAGGCGCCGCCUUCGUCAUCACAGGCACUUUGAAGAAUCUAUGUGGCAAACCCCGUCCCGACCUUAUUGAUCGAUGUCAACCCCAGACGGGCGCUGCCGACGGUGUACCGUAUGGACUGGUGACCAAGGCGAUUUGUACACAGCAGGACGAGGCUAUUAUGCAAGAUGGUUUCCGCUCCUUUCCCUCCGGCCACUCAUCCUCAUCCUUCGCCGGCCUAUUCUUUUUGUCGCUAUAUCUCGCCGCCAAACUCCACGUCCUCGACCACCGCGGCGAAGUCUGGCGAACAGUUAUUGUUUUGAUCCCCACACUCGCGGCAUCAUGUAUCGCCAUGUCGAGAAUCAUGGACGCCCGACAUCAUCCAUUCGAUGUUCUUUUCGGAUCAGCACUAGGGAUUCUCUGUGCCUGGGGCGCAUAUCGUCAGUAUUUCCCGCCUGUAAGUCAUGUGUGGGAAAAGGGGAGGGCGUAUCCUAUUCGGUCGUGGGGGAUGCCAAUUCGACGGCCGGUGCCGGGCAGGGUUUUGGUGGAUGCGAGGACGUUGGAGGUUUUGGAUGAUAGGGUUACUGAGGGUGAGGAUGGGUAUGAUACGAACACGGAUGCGUUUGAGCAGAGGAGCCUCCCGCCGUCGGGGUACGGGUUGGAAUCUACUGCUACUGCUACUGCUACGGCCAGUCAACGACUGAGACCGACUAGAAGGCAAAGGGAUGGGCCGUUGGAGGUGCGUGAUAUGGAUAAUCUGGAUGUGGAUAUAGAUAUGGGUGUGGAUAUGGAAAUGGGGUAUCUUGGUGGAAAUGGCGGUGGUGGUGGUCGUCAUAUCCCUGCUGGUGGUACCUCAUACCUCCAGCAACAGCAACAGCUAUCCCAGCAACAACAGCAACGGCGAGAACAGUAUCGACCAAAAUAUCCUCGCGUUCGCCCUGGCGCUCGCGUUCCUGUUCCCGGCCCAAUUCCAGGUCCAGUUCCUGUUCCCGGUCCAGCUCCAGGUCCAACUAUUACCGACGUUGCCGAUACCACGAACAACACUACCACCACCAACACCAACACCAACGCUUUUCGAGAACAAUUGGAGCAGAAUCAACGCACGAGAGGAGCACCCGCUACUGCUGCUGCUAGUAGUAGUACUACUAGAACCACUGAUAUCGGUCCCAGAACCUACGGCCACGGCUCAGCGCAGCAAGCUUUGGACGUUCGAAAUUACAAUGGCCAACCUCAUCCGCACGAGCAUGGUGCAUUGGCACAGCGUGAAAUAGACGAUGAGGAGGACGUGGAAAUGGACGACGAUGAUACGAGACCGUUACAUUCGGCAUCGGCACGGGCACAGCUUGAGGCUUGAAAUCUAUAUAGUUUGGCGUUUCUGUGGUAUCGAAAAUUCUUGUUUGGCAUACUGGUACAGUCAGUGAAAAGGUUAACAGGAUAUAUACCAGCCACGCUUCUACGACCGAGAUGUUUUUGUCCUGGUCUAGUGUGCAUGCUAGCCAUUCAAUGUUACAAGAACCCCAUACUGACACAUGCAUUCACAUCGGCUAAUUCCACGGCUCGUAUAGACUCAAUCCUAAUCAGAGUCGAAUCCUUCU
This is a messenger RNA of Exophiala dermatitidis NIH/UT8656, 2541 nucleotides long. Its product is annotated as PAP2 domain-containing protein. Gene Ontology annotation, biological process: phospholipid metabolic process. NCBI's taxonomy places the organism in Eukaryota, Fungi, Ascomycota, Eurotiomycetes, Chaetothyriales, Herpotrichiellaceae. The record is from RefSeq and is a predicted model, not a curated record. Bases 546 to 2300 code for a protein of 584 amino acids. Gene Ontology annotation, molecular function: phosphatidate phosphatase activity. The transcript has 3 exons.